CAGGAAACGAACAGCCCUAAACAACGAACGGAACAACAAACCCAGUCCAGCCAGCUCCCACCAGAACGGGAGUAGGUGCGCGCUCUCUGUCUCUCUUCUCUCUCUCCUGCUUUCUCUCCCCCAGAUGCUAAUUUUCCGUGGCACCGCGCUGCCUCCACCCCUCGCGACCAGCCCCAACACCGAGCCGAUUCCUCCCUUCGUUUCCCCCCGCCUCUCGUGCAUCUCGGUGCACGUUGGUGAUUCGUUGGGGGAUUUGGGACCGGGGGUGGAUUGAUUUUUGAUGGUAUUCUCCGAUGGAGGAGGCAGGGAGAGACAAGGACAGGGCGGCGGCGCUGGCCGUGGAGGAUUUCAGCGCAGCCACUAAGGAUGCAGCAGGCAUAAGCACAAAAUCCACGAGGAGAUAUCCACAUGUUUCAUGGAUAGCCAUAUUGGGCCUCACCAUGCUUGUUGGUGUAUACAUAUUUUCCUUGUCUCUGAAGCAAAAUGGGAUGAUUUUUGGUCUCAUGCAGACGAACAUGAUAGAAAAAGAAAGGGAGAAACCUUGUCAUGACCACAGUAUUCCAGAUACGGAAAUCCCUUAUGUGCACUAUCCUACGCCGAAUACUUACGAUAGGAAAGGAUGUGCGUGCACAGCAGUUAGGUUCUUUGCUAUCUUGUCGAUGCAGAGGUCGGGAAGUGGAUGGUUUGAGACAUUGUUGAAUAGCCAUGGGAAUAUUAGCUCCAAUGGAGAGAUAUUCUCUGUCAAAGAAAGGCGUAGUAACAUCACCUCGAUCACGAAAACACUGGAUAAAUUGUACAAUUUGGAUUGGUUCAGCAGUGCUGCUAAAAAUGAAUGUACGGCUGCUGUGGGGUUGAAGUGGAUGCUCAAUCAGGGUCUAAUGAAGCACCAUCAAGAGAUAGUUGAAUACUUCAACCGAAGGGGUGUGUCUGCAAUUUUCCUUUUAAGAAGAAAUCUUCUCCAGCGUUAUGUCUCCAUAUUAGCAAAUGCUCAUGAUAGUGCCAUGAAACAGCUAAAUGGAACUCAUAAAGCUCAUGUGCACUCCAGAGACGAGGCUGAUGUUCUUGCUAAAUAUAGGCCAACUAUUGACAAAAAAAUAUUGAUUCCUGAACUGAGACGGUCUGAUAAGUUGGCAGCUGAUGCUUUGGUGAAUUUCAAGAACACCCGGCAUAUUGUUCUGUACUAUGAGGAUGUUGUCAGCAAUCGCACUAAGCUUAUGGAUGUCCUGGAUUUUCUGAAAUUGCCAAUGACAAAGCUGUCCAGUCGGCAUGUGAAAAUCCAUACUAAACGAUUACGUGAUCAUAUCAAUAAUUGGGCAGAUGUUAAUAAUACUUUGAAGGGCACACGGUAUGAGAGCUUUCUGAAUGGCCGAAGGUGACCAAAGUAGCUAGCUGGUGUAAAUAAUGCUGUAGUGAGUCUUCCUUCUUUCGUCCCCUUGUUUUAUCCUCUUCUAUAGCUAAUAGAGUUAGGCAAAGUAGGGAAUUUUGGAUAUCAUAUGCUAAUCCAAAGGGAUUAUUUAUUUUUCAUCUACUUUGUAGCAUUUAUAGAAUUUAAUUGAUUAAAUUAAUAGCCAUCAUACAAUGGUAUGAUCGAUAUUAUACUCUUGAGUCCCUUGUCUUAA
Molecule: messenger RNA, 1619 nt
Organism: Phragmites australis (common reed)
Lineage: Eukaryota; Viridiplantae; Streptophyta; Magnoliopsida; Poales; Poaceae
Exons: 6
Coding region: 294-1376 (360 amino acids)
Source: RefSeq, a predicted model, not a curated record